GCUGAGAGCUCUGCCUGAUCCAGACACCAAGAACGGGAGCGAUCGCAUGCAGUUAGGGACAGGCGGUCCCCUUUCAAAACCGAAAGAAUGGGUUCCAUCGCCCUCGCAACUAAGAGAAAAACAAUGUCCCCGGAAACCAGAAUUCGCUAACUACGCGCUGGACCUGAUCUGGCCCCGUUUUAUGAUUUCAUGCGUGAGUUUUUUGAAGUUUAAAAUGUGGGAGAUGGUGGUUUUGUCGAGAGCGAGGUCUCUCCUCCUGUUGUCCAGGACAAGAUGGCAGCAGCGCUGGCAAACUGAGCAUGGUAUGGGUACACUAUAAGUCCGUAACAUGUUCAGAGAAGCCCUGGAUUCUAUCACUUGUUACUGUCUGUGAAGGUAUGGCCUCACAAGUCUUAGUCUACCCACCACAUGUUUAUCAGACCCAGACAAGUGCCUUUUGUAGAGUGAAGAAACUCAAAGUUGAGCCCAGCAGCUGUGUUUACCAUGAGAGAGCCUACCCACGGACCUAUUUGAAUGGUAGAAGCCUCGGCAUUGCGAACCCCACGAAAAGCAUUUGUUCGUUUCAGAAUAAGGACUCGGCGUGCGAUAGACCCCGCAACAGGCACAGUCUUUUGUUUCAGGAGGCGUCCUUGAGAGGUGCGCACCGCAAGCAGCCCGGGACAGCGGCACAGCCCCAGGAAGGGGGGGUCCCCUCGCAGGGCAAGGGGCAGCUGAAGGGGGGAAGGGAAAGCAGCAGUGGAGCAGUGGGAGGUGGUGGCGGAGGCGGGGUCAGUGGGCCGAGCACCGGAGGUGGCGGGGGCGGAGACGGAGACAAGGACGAGGACGACGACGCGGCUCUGAACUCAGCACACGGCCCCCAACGAUGUGGGCUGAAACGUAAGAGCGAGGAGCUGGAGAACCGAGAGAGCGCCAUGCAGAUAUUGGAAGACCUGUCAAUGUUGCCUGCAAUGUUGCAAACCAAUGUGGGAAACCAAGUGGGUGCGGGGGCUGGUGUGGGGGCUGGGGCGGGGGUGGGGGGAGGGCCUUCCAAGCAAGGCGGGGCUGGGGGCGGAGCAGGCACUGGGGACGGGGACUACCAACUGGUGCAGCAUGAGGUGCUGUGCUCCAUGAAGAACACUUACGAGGUGCUGGACUUCCUGGGCCGGGGCACCUUUGGCCAGGUGGUCAAGUGCUGGAAGCGCGGGACGAGCGAGGUGGUGGCCAUCAAGAUCCUGAAGAACCACCCAUCAUAUGCGCGGCAGGGCCAGAUUGAGGUGGGCAUCCUGGCCCGGCUGAGCAGUGAGAACGCGGAUGAGAACAACCUGGUGCGCGCCUUUGAGUGCUUUCAGCACCGCAACCACACCUGCCUGGUGUUCGAGAUGCUGGAGCAGAACCUGUACGAUUUCCUGAAGCAGAACAAGUUCAGCCCACUGCCACUCAAGGUGAUCCGGCCCAUCCUGCAGCAGGUUGCCACUGCGCUGAAGAAGCUGAAGGGCCUGGGCCUCAUCCAUGCUGACCUCAAGCCCGAGAACAUCAUGCUGGUGGACCCGGUACGGCAGCCCUACAGGGUGAAGGUGAUAGACUUCGGCUCGGCCAGCCAUGUCUCCAAGGCUGUGUGCUCCACGUAUUUGCAGUCGCGGUACUACAGAGCGCCAGAGAUCAUUUUGGGGUUGCCGUUUUGUGAAGCCAUAGACAUGUGGUCGCUGGGCUGUGUGAUUGCAGAGCUGUUCCUGGGAUGGCCGCUGUACCCUGGAGCGCUGGAGUAUGAUCAGAUCCGCUACAUUUCGCAGACACAAGGGUUGCCAGGCGAGCAGCUCCUGAACACGGGGACGAAAACAGCACGGUUCUUCUGUCGGGAGUCAGACUCCCCCUAUGCAGCGUGGCGGCUGAAGACCACAGAGGAGCAUGAGACAGAGACGGGGAUGAAGUCAAAGGAAGCCAGGAAGUACAUCUUCAGCUGUCUGGAGGAUAUUGCGCAUGUGAACAUGGUGAUGAAUUUGGAAGGAAGUGACUUGUUAGCUGAGAAGGCAGACCGCCGAGAGUUUGUAGGCUUACUGAAGAAAAUGUUGUUGAUCGAUGCGGAGAAGAGGAUCGUGCCGGCCGAAGCCCUGAACCACCCUUUUGUGACCAUGCAGCACCUCCUCGAUUUUCCCCACAGCAACCACGUCAAAUCCUGUUUCCAUAUCAUGGACCUGUGCAGGGUACGCACUGGCACCUACGACGCCAUCAACCGCAAUAAGACCACGUUCCUGAGACCAGUUACCUCCACCAAUGCGGCCAACCUGACCAUGGCGUUCAAUAAGAUGGGCAACGUUCACACUCAGGCUUUAGCGCCAUCUGCUCCCUCUGUGAUGCACCCUGGGAUCCCGCUGCAGACGGGGAGCACCCAGUUUGGAUGUGGUGACUCCUUUCAGCAGGCAUUGAUCCUGUGUCCUCCAACAAUUCAAGUAGGAAUCCCCCCGAACCCAAACAAGCCUGCUGGCUAUGCAGUCAGAAUGGACAACACUGUACCACUGGUGACCCAAGCCCCGCCCAUUCAGCCCUUACAGAUCCGACCAGGAGUCAUUACACAGCAAACGUGGUCCAGUCGGGCCCAGCAGAUUCUGGUUCCAGCUUGGCAGCAGGUGACACAGGUGGCGCCUCCAGCCACCACACUGGCAUCUGACACUGUGGCAGGCCCACAGAGGCUGGGAGACUGGGGCAAAGUGCGAUCGCACGGCAACCAUUACGGUUCCAUGAUGCCCCAACCCCUUCUAACCAACCAAAUGACCAUGUCAGCCCACCAGCCAAUCAACAUUGGCAUUGCGCAUGUAGUGUGGCCCCAGCCAGCUGCUAACAAGAGGAACAAGCCCUGUCAGAACAGAAGCAACAAUUUUGUGCACAACACCAACACCCAAAUCCCAGCAUACCAGUCCCCAAAGAUAGUAGACACUGGGAAGACUGAGGAGGAGGAGAGCUGCCUGGAGGCAGAGGCAGAGCCAGAGCCAGAGGCGGAGCAGGGGGCGGGGCAGGAGGCAGAGCGGAGCUGUUGUGGGGCGGGGCAGGACCCUGACGAGCUGGCCGUCUCCCACCAGCAGCGACAGGCUGUUGUCAUGGCCGAUUCGCCCAGCCCUGCGGGCAGCAUCAUCACCAUCAGCAGCGACACGGACGAGGAAGAGGAAGAGGAGGAGGAGGCCGUCCAGAGGCACUCGCUGGGGGAGUGUAAGGGCAGCGCUGACUGCGAAGCAUGUCAGAGCACCCUCAACAUGGAGCGUGUGUGCUCCCUCAGCAGCCCCGACAGCACCCUGAGUACCAGCUCCUCCACCUCGGCGCAGUCCAGCCCCUCGCCCUGCAAGAGGCCCAACAGCAUGUCGGAGGACGAGCGGGAGAGCGGCUGCGACACGGUGGAUGGUUCGCCAGCAUCGGACUCGUCAGGCCGGAACGACAGCCCCUUCAUGGAGGGCCGUUACCUGGGCGAGGGCGACCGGAAUGCCAAGCCACACAUGACCCGCACCGUGCCCCAGCCGGAGACUGGCAAGCCCACUGUACGCACUGUGGUGGUGCCACCCCUCAGGGUGCACAACAACAACUCCAUCGCCGAUGAACAGGUGGCCAACACAGUCUUAGAUUCCUCUUGCCAGUCCAAGGGGCGGUGCGCCCCUGGCCGACAGAACCACCACUCCACCCCCCUCCUCAACCGGCAGCACAAGAUGACCUCGGCAUUCCAGCAGCAACACCUGGGCUUUGGGCAGGUCCAGCACUACGGCUCCUGCCACCAGGAGUGGAACGGAAACUACAGCCACCGGCGGCAGCAGGCCUACAUCCCCCCCACGGUGCACGGGCAUACCUUCACACUGCCCCACGGCAGCCCCAACCACACUACAGCGCACCCUCCACACCUGGGGGCGCCGCAGCCCGCCCUGCUGUCCUACCCGCCCUCCGCGCCCCUGGUCACAACCGCGCCCGUGGCCCACAUCCUGGCAUCGCCCUGCAGCACGCGGCCCGUCCUGCAGCCAGCCUACGGCAUGUCGCACCCAGGCGGCCUGGUGCACCAGGUGACCGUGGGCAUCAACCACCGGCUGCUGCCGUCACCCACCAUCCAUCAGAGCCAGUUCAAGCCGCUCUUUCCCCCGCACUCCUACAUCGCCUCACCUGCCUACGCCGGCUUCCCCCUCAGCCCCACCAAGCUCAGCCAGUACCCCUACAUCUGAAUGCAGGACCUGAGCCCCAAAAAUGGCAACAACACGGCUUUCACGUCCAAAGCCGUGGCACAACAGACAAAACUAUUUUU
Molecule: messenger RNA, 4249 nt
Organism: Megalops cyprinoides (Indo-Pacific tarpon)
Lineage: Eukaryota; Metazoa; Chordata; Actinopteri; Elopiformes; Megalopidae
Product: homeodomain-interacting protein kinase 3-like
Exons: 16
Coding region: 300-4169 (1289 amino acids)
Biological process (GO): peptidyl-serine phosphorylation; peptidyl-threonine phosphorylation
Cellular component (GO): nucleus; cytoplasm; PML body
Molecular function (GO): ATP binding; protein serine/threonine kinase activity; protein tyrosine kinase activity
Source: RefSeq, a predicted model, not a curated record